ACAAAAGGAAAAGUGAGUGAAAGCAGAAAACCAAAAACCUCAAAUUAGUUCUAACUUCUAACAGUCAUGGAUUUUGCGUGCUCUGAUAUAAGCGUAUGGAAGGACGCGCUGUCGUGUUACCAGAGCCGCUUGGAAUCACUCAACAAACCAGGUCUCCCUGAACUAGACGAUUUCUAUCGGAACCAGCUUCCCUUGCUGUUACGCGAAAGAAACCCUAAGCCUUACAUCGCCAAACCAGAACUGUCCAAGCUCAUGCAAUGGAAGCUUACCAGAGGGAAAUGGAGGCCGCGACUUUUGGAUUUCGUUUCAUCUUUGGACGAAACCCUAGUGAAAUCUGCUUCUCAAAAGGCCUUUGAAUCUCUUCCUGAUAUUUCGAAAGCUAUUUCCGAGCUCACUGUUCUGAAAGGAGUGGGCCCAGCUACUGCCUCUGCCGUUCUGGCUGCUUACGCACCCGAUGCAGCGCCCUUCAUGUCCGAUGAGGCUAUGCUGGCGGCUCUGGGUAACUCGAAGGAUUAUACGUUGAAACAGUAUGUCUUGCUUACUGAGAAAUUACAAGCCAAAGCAAAGGAACUGAGUUUGGAAGGGGACACCUUCACUGCAUCUGAUGUUGAAAGAUCUCUCUGGAGCUCUGCUAUUGGUGCCAAGUUGCUAGCGUCACCUUCAGACUCAGAUGCAAAGGUUAAUUCAAAAAGAAAUUUCAAGAGAAAGAGAAAGCCAUGAAGGCAUGAAGCUGGUGCUUGUUUAGUCGGUCAAAACAUUGAAACUAACCCUUUUGGUGAAAGU
Messenger RNA from Telopea speciosissima, 783 nucleotides. RefSeq lists its product as uncharacterized. The record is from RefSeq and is a predicted model, not a curated record. The coding region runs from base 67 to 720 and encodes 217 amino acids. NCBI's taxonomy places the organism in Eukaryota, Viridiplantae, Streptophyta, Magnoliopsida, Proteales, Proteaceae. The transcript has 4 exons.